AUGGCGAAACCUCCAGCCGAGAAGCCGCCAAAAGAUAUGGUACAUCAAUUGGCAUUUGAUCGUGAGUCGAUCAGGAAAGAACUGCGCUCUCUGAAACUGAAAACCACCUUUAAUAUCAACCCCCGCUCCAAAUUUCAUUGUAUAACGGGGAAACCUAAUGUCCAAGAUUUAGAAAUGGACAGCAAAGAGGACCAGAAUUUAGCAAAAAUACUCUGGCGUAAUUUUUUGGAACCAAGGAUGAAAUAUACAGUGCCACAAACAGAAGCACAGGAGAUUGGCUGGAUAACUACUCCCCUGAUUGAUACAGAUCCAAAAGAUCGGAGACUGAACUUUCAUCGUCGCAGUAAUGAAAUUACAAAAUUCGUGGCACUUUCAUCAAAAACAACGUAG
Messenger RNA from Chiloscyllium plagiosum (whitespotted bambooshark), 390 nucleotides. RefSeq names its product cilia and flagella associated protein 144 (gene cfap144). NCBI's taxonomy places the organism in Eukaryota, Metazoa, Chordata, Chondrichthyes, Orectolobiformes, Hemiscylliidae. The record is from RefSeq and is a predicted model, not a curated record. Gene Ontology annotation, cellular component: ciliary base.